CAAAGCUUCGGUCACACUGCAAAGGUGUGGAAAUCUUAGUUUCCACAAAACGAGCAAAUAUUUGCAGUUUUCAAGUCCCAAAUUGGCUAAUUAGAGUUCACAUCGGAUCGAAUUUGCCACCGAACCCCCGAAACGGAAGUGGCUGCUUAAUGUUUGUUGUGGUCCCAGCCGCCAAACGAAAAGUGUGACGGGCGUCGAUGAGGACGCGCUAAUUUACGGGUGUGCCAAGUUGGAGAUAAUUGUCAAUAGCGCCCGACCAUGCCGCUGCCCAAACGAUCGAUAGAACCCGUGCAUGUGGCCCGCUCCGUGUAUCAGCAGGAUGAGCUGCAGUCCGUGGAGCUGGAGACGGUUACCAACACCACGCUGACGAACAUCAUUCGCCAGCUGUCCUCGCUGUCCAAGCACGCAGAGGAUGUGUUCGGUGAACUGGCCCGCGACGUGGGCAACAUCGGGGAUCGGGCUAACUCGCUGCAGGCGCGCAUCGAUCGCCUGGCUAUCAAAGUGACCCAGCUGGACAGCACAGUUGAGGAGGUACCCUUGACGGACAUUACCCGAAAGAAGGCCUUCAAGUCGGCCAAGGUGUUCGAUCAGCAGAUCUUCUCGCGCGCCACCAUGCCGGCGCCCAUGAUGGACACAUAUGCACAGUGCGACAAGCCGCCGCCCCUCGACAAGCUCAACGUCUAUCGAGACGAUGGCAAGGAUGGUCUUAAGUUCUACACGGAUCCGAACUACUUCUUUGAGUUGUGGCGACAGGAGAUGUUGAAGGAUACCGAACGUGUGAUGCACGACAAGGGCAAGAAGCUGAACAGACCGCGGCAGGAAGGUGGAGCCGGCGGAGCGGCUGGACGUGGCAAUAAGAAACAGAAGACCAAGAUAAGGGUGCCGCACAAUACACGCGAACAGCAGCGACAACGUGCACUGGUGCACGGCGAGACAUUGAUGCCCAACAACGUCAUCUACCGCACACCGAAUUCCAUGGUCAACGAAGAAGCCGGAUACGGAAUUCAGCUAGUCAAAAUACAGACUGUGGGCGAGGCUGACAUCGAUUUGCGGCAAAGCACUCUCGAUGCGCACCACCAAGUUGUCGGUAAUAUCCAAGACGUAGAUACAGUAAAGCCUUAUAAUAUGCUUUCGCAUUUGGAGAAUAACAGUAAUGUCACCAAGCAAACCGCCGUUGCGAUUGCAGAUAUGGGAGUGUACGAUACACGUCCGCCUCGUCCUAACUCGAUCGAAUUGAACCGAAGCUAUCAGUCGGAGCAGAUCGAUGGUAGCACCUACGAGCAGCUUCCUCCGCAGAUGGGCAAUCAGUAUGCUGCCACCUUCGGCAACGGCAUGGGUGGCCCCCAGCAGAUGCACAUGCAGCAUCAGCAGAUGUAUGACGCCGGGAUGUAUCAGUCGCAUGCGCUGUACGGCCAAACUGGACAGGGUGUGAUGUCGCCGGAGCCCAUCUACGGACCGGGAACACCGUCGCGUAACAAACCGCGUCCGUCGCAGCCGCCACCGGCUCCGCCGUCGAAUGGCAGCGGUGGUGGCACGCCCACAGCCUCCAAUGCCAACACUCCGACAAGAGGCAGAAGUAUGUCGACCAGUCGGGAUGCCUUGCCACCGCCUCCACCAGUUCCAGACGUCAUUUCACCAAUGUCCGGCAUGAACGGAGUCAACAGCGGGCAUAUGGCGGCCAAACUGCUUGGCCGGGCAAACAGUUCGUCGGGAGCUGGAUCUCCGCAGAUGACUCCCAACAGCGUCCAGAAUGCCAACGAUAUGGUCAUGACGCAGCUGAGCAAUACUUUCCACAGCAUCGGUAUGGCGGGCAAUCAACUGAACUCCCUUAGCGACUUGCCGCCACCGCCGCCGGUUCCAGAUCAGCACUCGCCUAAGAUGUCGCCACCUAAUGCCGCGCCACCACCGCCGCCGCCACCGCCUCCAGUAGAGGAAGGCAUGGGCAGUGGCAACCAACACACGCUGCGCCCGCACCAAAUUCUUCCCAAAUCACUGGCCAAUGGCGAAAUGCAGCAGCCCGGCCAACAAAAUGGUGUGCCUCACAUUGUCGCACCCAAGAAGAUGCUGCCUCCAUUCCAUGACCCACGCAACGACUUGAUGAAGGCCAUUCGAGAUGGUAUUACUCUACGCAAAGUUGAAAAGUCGGAGCAAAAGGAAAUUGAACGAAACGCGGCGCCAUUGGAUGUGGCUUCAAUCUUGGCCAGACGUGUGGCUAUCGAAUUAUCCGAGUCCGAGGAUUCGGAUAGCGAAGACGACAGCGAGGGCUGGAUGGAACCGAACGAAACAUCGGCUUGAUCCCUGAUUAACUCGUUAAAGCCUGACAUAAUUCUAAAAAA
Molecule: messenger RNA, 2336 nt
Organism: Drosophila mauritiana
Lineage: Eukaryota; Metazoa; Arthropoda; Insecta; Diptera; Drosophilidae
Gene: SCAR
Product: wiskott-Aldrich syndrome protein family member 2
Exons: 7
Coding region: 259-2295 (678 amino acids)
Biological process (GO): actin cytoskeleton organization; positive regulation of Arp2/3 complex-mediated actin nucleation
Cellular component (GO): cytoskeleton
Molecular function (GO): Arp2/3 complex binding; protein kinase A regulatory subunit binding; actin binding
Source: RefSeq, a predicted model, not a curated record